GGUGCACACUCAUUGUCUGAGAAAGUAAAACUUAAUUUUAAGUCGCAGAAUAUUGGUAAAAUUAUAUUCAGUGUUUUUUUUCCAAAUUGUUAAUAAAUAAAAAAAGACGAAUAAAACUAAACAUUUUUAAAAUCAUAUGUUUUCGAUGUUUAUUUGAACCGGUUUGUGUAACUUCGUAAAGUGAAUAUACAUAUUUGUAACACAAAGACUUGAGUUUUUCGACAAAAGAGAAAAAUUAUCAAGACUUACGAAGGCAAUAAUCGCAGCGCAACUCAUAUAGUACUAUUAUUAAUACCGCAACAAAUUUAUCAUAUUGAAAGUAAAGGACAACAGCAGCGACAAGAUGUCUGAAAUAAUUGCCGAGAAGCCGUCAACUUACAAUACAACUAAUAAUACGGCCGCCGAAUUAGCAAGGCGUCUAAUUUUUGAGUGUGGUGGUUGGACAGCGGGUAGAAAUAGCUACGACGUAACGGAUAACAAAACGAAUGAAGUGUACUUACCCCAAUGGAAGUGUGAACAAUUUACUAUGGAUGAGAAAUAUCAGCGUGAAGAUGAACGCCUGAAUUCAUUCGAAAAUUGGCCACUGGAAUGGUUGAAUAAGAGGGAAUUGGCACAAAUUGGCCUAGUCUAUACGGGCGAAGAUGAUAAAGUCAAAUGUUAUUUUUGUGAAGUCGAGAUCGGACGUUGGGAACGUGAUGAUCAACCGAUUAAUGAACAUUUACGCUUCUCACCGAAUUGCCCAUUGCUGCGACGACGCACCACCAACAAUGUGCCAAUUAGCAAUGAUACAUUGAGUCGUGUGCUACCGCCCGUUAGUUAUGAUGUGUGCGGCAAUGAAGGAUACGAAUUCGAGGCAAACGAUGUGUCUGCAGACAUUGCACCAGCACCACAGGCUCCACUGACGACAGGCGCAUACCAAUAUGACAGCAUAGCGGCCGACAAUUUGUCUAAUCAUCAUCAUGCCAAUGCGAAUAGCAGCAGCAGCAGCAGCGCUAACAGCAGUAGAUGUGGCAAUGAAGCGCAAUUGUACCGACCCGAAUAUCCUGAGUAUGCCAUCGAAGCGGCACGUUUACGUUCGUUCGCUGAAUGGCCACGCAACAUGAAGCAACGUCCAAAGAAAUUAGCUGAUGCUGGYUUCUUCUAUACCGGCACUGGUGAUCGCGUUAAGUGCUUUAGCUGUGGUUGUGGUCUCAAGGAUUGGGAUGAUGAUGACGAACCUUGGGAACAGCAUGCGCUCUGGUUACCCAAAUGCCGAUAUUUGAAUUUACUGAAAGGACAAAGUUAUAUCGAAAGCGUUGCGGCCAAAUAUAAAACGAAUAACAGUAAAUGUGCCGAUGCAGUGCCAGCGGAAGAUGAUCAGUAUUGUCCAACAUCAGAUAACAUCGUCGUACAAYCAGUAAUUGCAACAGCGGCUUUGACGCCAACGACGUCCGAARCCACGGAGGCGGCGACAACUGCUGUGAAGGCCACAACGAUGGCGGCAACAAUUGCCGAGGAGAAGCUAUGCAAGAUAUGCUAUGCCGAUGAGUAUAACACGGCGUUUUUACCCUGUGGCCAUGUGGUGGCUUGCGCCAAGUGCGCGUCGUCGGUCUCGAAAUGUCCGGUUUGCCGGAAACCCUUUACAAAUGUGAUGCGUGUGUUUUUUCCUUGAUCACCUAUAUAAACUAUUUAUUAAUGUGUAGACUUACCCGCGUUGUAAAUAAUAAUAAUAAUAAUAAUAUGCGGUAAAUCGGCCAGUUGUGGCGCUCGCAGCUUAUAAUAACUCUUUUUCUGCAACUGGCCGGUAAAGUAACAAAUAUUUAUAUAAUUAAAMACUUAUUCUUAAUUA
Bactrocera latifrons is the source of this 1828-nucleotide messenger RNA. RefSeq names its product death-associated inhibitor of apoptosis 1 (gene Diap1). The transcript has 2 exons. Lineage: Eukaryota; Metazoa; Arthropoda; Insecta; Diptera; Tephritidae. The coding region runs from base 344 to 1651 and encodes 435 amino acids. The record is from RefSeq and is a predicted model, not a curated record. Gene Ontology annotation, cellular component: cytoplasm; nucleus. Gene Ontology annotation, biological process: negative regulation of apoptotic process; regulation of cell cycle; positive regulation of protein ubiquitination. Gene Ontology annotation, molecular function: cysteine-type endopeptidase inhibitor activity involved in apoptotic process; ubiquitin protein ligase activity.